Messenger RNA from Condylura cristata (star-nosed mole), 3681 nucleotides. RefSeq names its product ADAM metallopeptidase with thrombospondin type 1 motif, 14 (gene ADAMTS14). Gene Ontology annotation, biological process: extracellular matrix organization; proteolysis. Gene Ontology annotation, molecular function: metalloendopeptidase activity. The record is from RefSeq and is a predicted model, not a curated record. Gene Ontology annotation, cellular component: extracellular matrix. NCBI's taxonomy places the organism in Eukaryota, Metazoa, Chordata, Mammalia, Eulipotyphla, Talpidae. The coding region runs from base 1 to 3681 and encodes 1226 amino acids. The transcript has 22 exons.
AUGGCUCCGCUCCGUGCGCUGCUGUCCUGCCUGCUGCCCCUACACUGUGCGCUCUGCGCGGCUGGGGGCAGCCGGACCCCAGUGCUGUCCUUCUCCCGAAAGCUCAGUGACUAUGGAGUGACAGUGCCCUGCAGCACAGAUUUCCGGGGACGCUUCCUUUCCCAUGUGGUGUCUGGGCCGGCAGCAGCCUCUGCGGGGAGCCAGGCAGCGGAUAGGGCACCCGCAUCUCCAUCACACGCCAGUCACCUCCGGGUGGCCCGCAGCCCCCUGCACCCUGAGGGGGCCACCCCGCAGCCCAGCAGUGCAGCCCGCUCCUUCCUGUACUUCAAUGUCACUGUUUUUGGGGAAGAAUUGCACCUGCGCCUGCAGCCCAACCGGCGGCUGGUGGUGCCCGGAGCCUCGGUGGAGUGGCAGGAGGACUUUCGGGAGCUGUUCCGGCAGCCCUUGCGGCAGGAGUGUAUCUACACUGGGAGUAUCACCGGCAUGCCAGGGGCGACUGUCGCCAUCAGCAACUGUGAUGGAUUGGCGGGCCUCAUCCACACAGACAGAACCGACUACUUCAUUGAGCCCCUGGAGCGGGGGCAGCAGGACAAGGAAGCCAGCGGGAGGACGCAUGUGGUGUACCGCCGGGAAGCCGUCCAACAGGAGAGAGCGGAGCCUCGCGGGGACCUUCACAAUGAAGCCUUUGGCCUGGGCGACCUUCCCAACCUGCUGAGCCUGGUGGGCGACCAGCUAGGUGAAGCAGAGCGGAAGAGGCGACACGCCAGGCCGGGCAGCUACAGCAUUGAGGUGCUGCUGGUGGUGGACGACUCGGUGGUGCGCUUCCAUGGCAAGGAGCACGUGCAGAACUACGUCCUCACCCUCAUGAACAUAGUGGAUGAGAUUUACCAUGACGAGUCUCUGGGGGUGCAUAUAAACAUUGCCCUGGUCCGCUUGAUCAUGGUUGGCUACCGACAGUCUCUGAGCCUGAUCGAGCGUGGGAACCCCUCCCGGAGCCUGGAGCAGGUGUGUCGCUGGGCACACUCUCAGCAGCGCCAGGACCCCGGCCAUGCAGAGCACCAUGACCAUGUGGUCUUCCUCACCCGGCAGAACUUUGGGCCCUCAGGUAUGGCAGGAUACGCACCCGUCACCGGCAUGUGUCACCCCCUGAGAAGCUGCGCCCUCAACCACGAGGAUGGCUUCUCUUCAGCCUUCGUGGUGGCCCAUGAGACUGGCCACGUACUUGGCAUGGAACAUGACGGUCAAGGAAACGGCUGUGCAGACGAGACCAGCCUGGGCAGCGUCAUGGCCCCCCUGGUGCAGGCCGCCUUCCACCGCUUCCACUGGUCCCGCUGCAGCAAGCUGGAGCUCAGCCGCUACCUCCCCUCCUACGACUGCCUCCUUGAUGACCCCUUUGCAUCCCCCUGGCCCCGGCCCCCGGAACUGCCCGGCACUGACUACUCAAUGGAUGAGCAGUGCCGCUUUGACUUCGGCUCUGGGUACCACACCUGUUCGGCGUUCAGGACCUUUGAGCCCUGCAAGCAGCUGUGGUGCAGCCACCCUGACAACCCCUACUUCUGCAAGACCAAGAAGGGGCCCCCGCUGGACGGCACGGAGUGUGCACCUGGCAAGUGGUGCUUCAAAGGUCACUGCAUCUGGAAGUCGCUGGAGCAGACUUAUGGCCAGGAUGGAGGCUGGAGCUCCUGGACCAAGUUCGGGUCAUGUUCACGGUCAUGUGGGGGCGGGGUGCGAUCCCGCAGCCGGAGCUGUGAUAACCCCCUCCCAGCCUACGGAGGCCGCCUGUGCCCAGGACCCAUGUUCCAGUAUCAGAUCUGCAACAGCGAGGAGUGUCCAGGGCCCUACGAGGACUUCCGGGCCCAGCAAUGUGCCAAGCGCAACUCCUACUAUCUACACCAGAACGCCAAGCACAGCUGGGUCCCCCACGAGCCUGUGGAUGAUGCCCAGAAGUGUGAGCUGAUCUGCCAGUCAGAGGACACGGGGGACAUAGUCUUCAUGAACCAGGUGGUCCAUGACGGGACACGCUGCAGCUACCGGGACCCCUACAGCGUCUGUGCCCGUGGGGAGUGUGUGCCUGUCGGCUGUGACAAGGAGGUAGGAUCCAUGAAGGCCGAUGAUAAAUGCGGGGUCUGUGGCGGCGACAACUCCCACUGCAGGACUGUGAAGGGGACGCUGGGCAAGGCCUCCAAGCAGGCAGGAGCUCUCAAACUGGUACAGAUCCCUGCAGGUGCCAGGCACAUUCAGAUGGAGUUGCUGGAGAAGUCCCCCCACCGCAUUGCGGUGAAGAACCAGGUCACAGGCAGCUUCAUCCUCAACCCCAAAGGCAAGGGAACCACGAGCCGGACCUUCACCUCGAUGGGCCUGGAGUGGGAGUACUCGGUGCAGGACGCCAAGGAGAACCUCAAGACCAGCGGGCCGCUGCCCGAAGCCAUCGCCGUCCUGGUGCUCCCUCCGACUGAGGGUGGCCCCCGCAGCAGCCUGGCCUACAAGUAUGUCAUCCACGAGGACCUGCUGCCUCUUAUAGGGAGCAACAACGUGCUCCUGGAGGAGACAGACACCUAUGAGUGGGCACUCAAGAGCUGGGCGCCCUGCACCAAGGCCUGUGGAGGAGGUAUCCAGUUCACCAAAUAUGGCUGCCGGCGCCGCCGAGACCAUCACAUGGUGCAGCGGCACCUGUGUGACCACAGGAAGAGGCCCAAGCCCAUCCGCAGGCGCUGCAACCAGCACCCGUGCCCCCAGCCUGCGUGGGUGAUAGAAGAGUGGAGCGCUUGCAGUCGGAGCUGUGGCAAGCUGGGGGUGCAGACUCGGGGGGUGCAAUGCCGGCUGCCCCUCUCGAAUGGUACCCAUAAGGCCAUGCCGGCCAAGACCUGCCCCGGAGACCGACCAGAGGCCCGGAGGCCCUGCCUUAGAGUGCCCUGUCCAGCCCAGUGGCGGACAGGAGCCUGGUCCAAGUGUUCGGCCACCUGUGGAGAAGGCAUCCAGAAGCGGCAGGUGGUGUGCCGGAACGCGGCCAGUCUCGGGCAGUGUGAGGGGGACAAGCCGGUCUCGGUCCAGGUCUGCAGCCUGCCCGCCUGUGGAGGAAAUCUUCAGAAUGCCACCGUGAAGGCUGACAUAUGGGAACUGGUGACCCCAGAGGGGCAAGAGAUGUCGAAAUCUGGGUCCCCACAUCCCAUUCACAAGAUACCAUCAACUGAGCCCUGCGUGGGGGACAGGUCUCUCGUCUGCCAGAUGGACGCGCUCGACCGUUACUGCUCCAUCCCCGGCUACCACCGGCUGUGCUGUGAGUCUUGUACCAAGAAGGCCUUGGGCCUGGGGGUGAGCCCGGACCCCGGACUGUCCUCACUGCCAACCUUAUCCACUCCUGGGAGCCCCAUGCCAGGACCUACAGCCCCUCCAGAUACUGUGGAGUCCUCUGGGAGCCCAGGGGGAUCAGACAGCCGUCAGCAUCGCAGACCCACACAGCUCCCAGAGCCUCUGGAUACAAGCACCCCAGUGACUCAGUACCCCUUCACUCCCCAGAAACAGAGCCCUAGAGCAUCCUGGGGCACUUCCCCUAGCACCUCUGGGGGACGACCUUGGGGUUGGAGCAGAGCACCUCUGCCAGCCUCUGAGAAUAAGGAGCAGCUCAGAGAAGAACCAGAGCACCCAGGCACCCACAUGCCUGCCACCUCCCCAGUCACAUGA